Messenger RNA from Ectocarpus sp. CCAP 1310/34, 1906 nucleotides. The record is from the annotation of a GenBank genome assembly. Lineage: Eukaryota; Phaeophyceae; Ectocarpales; Ectocarpaceae.
UUUCACACACCGCACUCACAGACCAAGCUUUAGAUAGACGCAAGGGGAGCCGUAGCAGAGAUGAAGCUGGCCACUCUCUCCAUCGCGUGCAUGGCAGGGUGCGCUCGCGCCUUCGUUGUGCCUCCUGCAGCGAGGAGCAGCUUUGCGCAACCAGCGGCGCGCGCUGGUCUCUCGACUGCUGUGGGGGGCAGUCCGCGGAUGAGCAUUGCCAUCGUCACGGGAGCCAGCCGCGGACUGGGUGCCGCAAUCGCAAAGGACCUCGCCGGCGCGGGGUGCAGCGUGGUCGUCAACUACGCAGCAUCCUCCGGAGCCGCGGAAGAGGUGGUGAAAUCGAUCCAGGAGGCGGGGGGCAAGGCCACCGCCGUGAAGGCGGACGUGUCCAAGACGGACGAGGUGAAGACGCUCUUCGCGGACGCGGCGGCGGCUUUCCCGGACGAGAAGAUCGAGGUGGUGGUGAACAACGCCGGCAUCACGAGGGACACUCUCACCAUGCGAAUGAAGCCCGACCAGUGGCAGUCGGUGAUCGACCUGAACCUGAGCGGUGUGUUCCAUGUCUCCCAGGCGGCGUGCAAGCUCAUGCUCAAGCAGCGCAAGGGCCGCAUCAUCAACAUUUCGUCCAUCGUGGGGCUCAUCGGCAACCCCGGACAGGCUAACUACGCCGCCGCGAAGGCUGGCGUGAUCGGCAUGACGAUGUCCAUGGCGAGGGAGUUCGCCGCUCGAGGCGUUACCGUCAACGCCGUGUGCCCCGGGUUCAUCGAGAGCGACAUGACAGCCGACCUCGACCAGGAUGCCAUCAAGAAGAUGAUCCCGCUGGGCAGGCUAGGAAAGCCGGAUGAGAUCGCGGGGAUGGUCAAGUUCAUUGCCACGGAGGACAGCGCGGCGUACAUCACGGGACAGACCUUCACCGUGGAUGGUGGCAUGGCCAUCGGCGCGUGAGCUCCAAGUGUCACCGACCCAGUCGCGUCCGGCCGAGAUGGCGAACGCACCACCGUGCAGCAACACCCGUGUCAGUGCUACGACUCAAGAUGGGAGCUGCUCUACGUUGAAGCUCAAAGCGCACUGCCUGUUGCUGCGCUAUCCAUUCCAAAGUCGGCAUAGGAGCACUGCGCCAUUUGGAGCCACCCCCCCCCCCUCCGAAGUGCUCGGAGUGAUGCGCUCAUGUGGCACGUUGCUUCGCCGCUUGGGUUGGACCAGAGCUUGCAAAAUCUCGUGAGUGGCAAGGGUGCAACGGGGCAACCCCAGGAAGGAAGUAACUUCUUGUCGUCGUCUCAUGGAGGGAGCGAUAUGCCUCGGGAAGGGGUUGGCGUAGAUGCGCCAGAGGCGAGAUGUGCCUCGGGUUUCCUCACUAGUCUCUUGUUGGAUUGGCCAAGCGCUGUUUUUGGAGGUCGAUGGCAUGAUUAUUUGUCCUCCAGUACAGUAUAGACACAGGGUGGAGACAUGUGGCACGAUAGGCUGCUAGGUUAAAUUGGUCAAAUGCGUAGAAUAGGGUUAGGAUUGUGCAUGCGUUAGCGAGAUCUUGGGGGAGAGUUGGUGCGCCAGCCCCGGUUACAGCCGAGGCAACGGCCCGAUCUUCUAGUUUAAUUUUUUAAUUACGGCCUCUAUGUGGUGCGCUCCCCCUCACCUCCUCUCCUCUUGUCACUGAGGAGCUCACUACCUUGCGCCAUCAUAGAAGGCAGCGGUCGCUCUUUCGGAGGGGUCCGGGGUGGGGGGCUAUCUGCCGUCAUUCAUUUACUCCCCACAAUGGUGAUGUGGGGGUGUUUUUGCGUCCUUCCCGAUGGUCCGGGUAACAUGAACUAGGACCGUCGUGCUUUCCUCAUCGGCGACUUGUUUCCGGUGUGAAGAAAAAAAAAAAAAGCAGUGACAACGACCGGCCCACCGGUCCCCCAGGCAGCGGGGCUUCUGUCUU